CGGCUCCGGACCUCUCCCGGGGGUCCCUCCCGCCCCGCCGGCAGGGGGCGCCUUUCUGCCUCUCUCUGCGCAUGUGUCAGGAGACUCCUGCAGGGUUGGCAACUACAACUCCCAGCGGCCCCCGCGCCGCGGCUGUGACGUCAUCUCGCGACGCGAACGGGCGCUGGGUCCGGGACCCAUCCAGGCCGUCAUGACCAAGCUGAUGCAGUGGCUGUGUGGGUUCGCUGUGCUGGGCUCGGGCUGGGCCGCUCUGGUGCUGACGGUGCCCGGGCGGCAGCUGCCGGGCCCGAUCCGGGAGGCUCUGCUGCCCCUGCCCCUCUACCUCCUGGUGGCCUUCGGCUGCUACUCGCUGGCCACCGUGGGCUACCGCUUGGCCACCUUCAACGACUGCGAAGAGGCAGCUGCUGAGCUGCAGGAGCAGAUCAGAGCGGCCCGGGCUGACCUGAGGCGGAGAGGCCUCCGCUUUGGACCCCAAUAAAGCUGCGGGGUGGUGGCUGCUGGUGGGACCCCCGGUGCU
Calypte anna (Anna's hummingbird) is the source of this 517-nucleotide messenger RNA. It is a transcript of the gene DPM3, whose product is annotated as dolichyl-phosphate mannosyltransferase subunit 3, regulatory. Bases 191 to 478 code for a protein of 95 amino acids. Gene Ontology annotation, cellular component: endoplasmic reticulum membrane; dolichol-phosphate-mannose synthase complex. Gene Ontology annotation, biological process: GPI anchor biosynthetic process. The record is from RefSeq and is a predicted model, not a curated record. NCBI's taxonomy places the organism in Eukaryota, Metazoa, Chordata, Aves, Apodiformes, Trochilidae. The transcript is spliced from 2 exons.